This is a messenger RNA of Eufriesea mexicana, 746 nucleotides long. Its product is annotated as MORN repeat-containing protein 3. Bases 1 to 681 code for a protein of 226 amino acids. The transcript is spliced from 3 exons. The record is from RefSeq and is a predicted model, not a curated record. NCBI's taxonomy places the organism in Eukaryota, Metazoa, Arthropoda, Insecta, Hymenoptera, Apidae.
AUGCCUUUUCUAAAACACAUUAAAAUUUCAUAUACUAAUCGUAAAAUAGAAAAUUCGAAAAGAAAUGGUUUACGGCACACCAUUUUUAGUCCUCAAGACAAACGUUUUUCUAAAAGUUAUAUAGGUGAAUGGAAACACGAUGUAAAAGAAGGCAGGGGUAAAGAGUUGAAUAGAGCAGGGUGGACGUACGAUGGUAAUUGGUUCAGAGGUAAAAAACAUGGUUACGGUAUUUUAAGUAAAAUUUCAAAGGAAGGUCAUACUGUCUGUCAAUAUUAUAUCGGUGAGUGGGUGGAUGGGAAAAAACAAGGAUAUGGACAUAAUUGGUUCGAAGAUGGUAGUUACUAUGAAGGUAAUUUUUGCCUAAAUAAACGACAUGGUUAUGGUUAUAUGUGGUAUUGUAACGGAGAUUAUUAUGAAGGUGCUUGGAAAAAUGAUUUUUACCACGGCAUAGGAAUGCUUGUUAAAGAUAACAGUAAUAGAUAUGAGGGUCAGUUCUUCAAGGGAAAGAAAGAGGGUUACGGCACAUUUUAUCACAUAGUUAGCGGUCAAGAGCAACGUGGUCUUUGGACAAGCGAUUUAUUUAUAAAUGGUACCAUAUCAGAUGCUGAUUUUCGGCAAUUUGCACUUUGUCCAACACCAUAUCCUAUUCCAAAAGUAAAUAAUAAUUAUGAGUCUUUAUAAUUUUUAUUUGUUUAUAAUAAUUCUUGCUGAUUUGUAGAUGGAAUUGAUGAUGCAUAUUAAGGAUU